Cydia amplana is the source of this 2300-nucleotide messenger RNA. RefSeq names its product LIM domain-containing protein jub (gene jub). Gene Ontology annotation, biological process: positive regulation of miRNA-mediated gene silencing; regulation of DNA-templated transcription; cytoskeleton organization. Gene Ontology annotation, molecular function: transcription corepressor activity. The record is from RefSeq and is a predicted model, not a curated record. NCBI's taxonomy places the organism in Eukaryota, Metazoa, Arthropoda, Insecta, Lepidoptera, Tortricidae. Gene Ontology annotation, cellular component: transcription regulator complex; nucleus; adherens junction. The coding region runs from base 134 to 2269 and encodes 711 amino acids. The transcript is spliced from 6 exons.
ACUACCUUUAUACCAAUCCGAUUUGAUGUUUUGUUUGAGGUUUUCUUUGCAAAAGCAAAAAUUAUGAUUCACGUAUCCAAAUGAACUGUUAAUCAUUAUUUAAGCAGUUUUAACGAUUGGCAUUUAUAUAAUAAUGGAUUCUUCGAGAAGAAAUAACUUUGAAGAUCAGCGGUGCAUCCUAGGACUACAAGAUUUGAAAUUAUCCAACAAAGAUGAAGACGGCACUGAGCAAGCGCACGGGGCUGCAACAUCGAAAACAAAUUCUCUCGCCAAAGCUCGGCCUGUGGGAGCGAUCGAAAGCUUCGUUCUGGACAACACCCAGACUAAUAGACAGGAUUACAGUUUUUACGAACGUUCAAACGUGAUAGCAGCUUCAAAGUUCGCGACUCCAAAGCGUGUAGAAACGAUAGCGUCGAUCAACAAACGCGAUAUAAACACGGCGGCCCUCCCCGCGAGCCCAACACGAUCCAUCGAUAGUAAGUCACAGAGGUCGCUCAGUUACCAAACUGAGGAUCUGUACGAGAUUCCUGCAAACCCAAAUUCUCAGUUUCCACCCCCUGUGUAUGAAAACAUAGAAUACUACGGUGAACAGCGAUCCCAGCAGCCGCCGUACUUCCACCAGUUGUACCAAGCGGGCGCACCGCCGCCGCCGCCGCCGCCCGUGUCCGACGGCUACUACGACACGCGCUACAGCAAGGCUCAACCGCAAGUACCUGUCAACGCUAAGCCUAAACAUAACCCCACUGUCUACGAAAAUAUGCUUUGUUCAGAUGGUGAUAAGAAAAAUGAAUAUAAACCACUUCAGAAGAAUGAGCAACGUUUUGUGCAGCAAGGAUCAAUGCCAGGGCCACAGGUGCCUAAUACUUCAUCCAACAGGAGCAUUUCUCAGUUGUUAAUGAAUGACAAAGGCAUUACAGAAAAAACUCCUCCACCGCCUCCAUACAAUUCCUCCCAAGACAGCUCUAGCAGUGAUUACACAGUUAUGAAAUCGGCUCCACCUAAGUACACAGAUGUCACUGCUCUUCUUAAAAAUGGCAGCGCUUCCAGUUUUGAUAGUAAAGUUGUUCCAUCAACUGCUAUUUACGCCUCAAUAGCCCCAAGUGCUCAAAGGCCUAAGGCUUAUUCUGCCACUGAAGUUCAACAAAAUCCCAAUUUUUAUCACUCUAAGCCUAAUCCAGGAAUUGACAAGCCACCGGCUAUAAAUGGUGGAUUUGCAAAGCCACUGCCAGUUAAUCGGAUGCAGAUAGUGGAUGAUGCCAAUGGUUCAGACUAUGUGUGCAUGAGUGGAGGUUCCCCAGCAACAACAGUUCCCACAACAAGAGAUAACAUGUCAUCUGGCUCGGAAUCUCUAGGAUCUCGGAACUUAGUGUCAGGUCUGCCAUCCAUGUGCUCACCAGCAGCAUCACCAGCACCAAGCCCAACACCGAGUUCAGUAUCGGGUGUGUCUGGAGUGUCAGGUGGCUCGCGCGGUUCAGGCGGACGUGGAAAGAGCUUGCUGCCGUAUAGCAUCACGCCACCUCGCCCUGCUGGGCCCAGUGAGGCGCAACGCAAGAUUGAGGAGCUCACAAGACAGCUUGAAGAAGAAAUGGAAAGGCAAGAUGAGGAAGGAGAAUAUUUUGGCAUCUGCCACACAUGCGGCACGGGCGUCACGGGCGCCGGACAGGCGUGCCAAGCCAUGGGCAACCUGUACCACACCAACUGCUUCAUCUGUUGCUCGUGCGGGCGCGCGCUGCGCGGGAAAGACUUCUACAACGUGCACGGCAAGGUGUACUGCGAGGAGGACUACUUGUAUUCUGGGUUCCAACAGACUGCAGAGAAAUGUGCAAUAUGCGGCCACUUGAUCAUGGAAUUGAUCCUGCAAGCAAUGGGCAAGUCAUACCACCCGGGCUGCUUCCGCUGCUGCGUCUGCAACGAGUGUCUCGACGGCGUGCCCUUCACCGUGGACGUGGACAACAAGAUCUACUGCGUCAACGACUACCACCGCAUGUUCGCGCCCAAGUGCGCCAGCUGCGGGAAAGGCAUAACCCCAGUGGAGGGCACGGACGAGACGGUGCGCGUGGUGUCCAUGGACCGCGACUUCCACGUGGACUGUUACAUGUGCUGCGUGUGCGGGAUGCAGCUCACCGACGAGCCCGACAAGCGCUGCUACCCGCUCGCCGGCAAGCUGAUGUGCCGCUCGUGCCACCUCGCCACCAUCGGCGCCGCCUCGGGCCCCGGCCAGCCGCCCGCGCCGCACCUCUCGCCCGCCUCCUACCAGUACAUGGGAUAAACAAACACACACACACACACUGAUGGAAAAC